AUGGCCAGGGACAAAACCAUGGAGAGCGGCCGGGAAGACAAGCCCUUCGUGCCGGGGACAGUACACCUUGUUGAUUUGGAAGGGACAAUGCAUGCGAAGCACGCGUCCAAAGGCUCAAAAGACAUUGUGCUUGUUCCUGCACCGAGCAGCGACCCCGAUGAUCCACUGAAUUGGAGCCCACGGAGGAAGCUGUUGUCAACGUCCUGCAUGUGCAUGUACACGCUUAUGGUCGGCAUCGCCAGCGCUGCAAUCUACUCUGUCCUCGUACCCAUAAGUGAAGAUACUGGUCUCACACUGGGAGAUCUAAAUGCUGGAACCGGUUACAUGUUCCUGUUCUUUGGAUGGGGUUGCCUUGUUUUCCAGCCUCUCGCUCUGCAGUAUGGCAAGCGACCUAUCUAUCUCCUCUCGUUGCUUGCUACUCUGGCCAUCCAAGUUUGGGCGCCAUACACCAAAACGAACGGACAAUGGAUCGCGAACAAAAUCCUCCAGGGCUUCUUCGGCGCCCCGAUCGAAUCCUUGUGCGAAAUCUCCGUGACAGACAUCUACUUUGCCCACGAGCGUGGAUACUACAUGGCCAUCUACGGGCUCUUUCUUGCAGGCUCCAACUUUUUCGCACCCAUCAUAGCUGGGUUCAUCGCCAACGCUCAAGGGUGGGCUUGGGUCCUCUAUUGGGCGGCCAUCUUCAACGGAAUCGGCUUCGUAUACUGCUUUUUCCUAAUGGAGGAAACCAACUACUCCCGAAAGACUCUCGCUGGUCAAGAGUCAAGAGAACAAAGUGGAACCCAAACUCCAGUCAAUGAUGAGGCAGUCCAGAACACAGUUCCAGAUGAGAAGACUGUCUACCAGACUCCUGCCGAAGCAACCGAAGAGGGGAUAGGUGCGACAAUUCUGCCGAAGAAGACCUAUAUGCAGAAGCUCAGACUGUUCCAACCUGGGGCUUUUUCCAAAAAGAAUGAAAUUCCAGGCAUGAUGCUUCGACCGCUUCUCUAUGCCGUCAGUUUUCCUGUGGUCGCGUAUUCUGGCUUCUCUUAUGGAAGCAACUUGGUAUGGUUUAACGUGCUCAACGGUACUGCGUCUCUAAUCCUCUCGGGAGCACCGUACAAUUUCUCUAGCAGUAUGGUUGGAGUGAGUUACGUCAGUCCCCUGAUUGGAGUCUUCCUCGGUGCCGCCUACACCGGCAAGUUCGGCGACUGGUUCGUUGUCAAGUACGCCCGGCGCAAGGGUGGCAUCAUGGAAUCUGAAUAUCGACUGUGGCUGUUUACUGCCUCGCUGGCACUGAUCCCCUUUGGACUCUUGCUUUGGGGAAUCGGCGCGUACCACCACGUCCACUGGUUCGGCUUGGUCUUUGCAAUGUGCAUUAUCGCCCUGACUAACACUAUCGGCCUGCAACUAAGCGUGAGCUAUUGUAUCGACAGCUACCGCGACCUGGCUGGUGAGACUAUCAUUACAGUCAUCCUCAUACGAAAUACCAUGUCAUUCGCAAUCGGGUACGGGUUGACACCUUGGGUUACCAACAUGGGGUACCAGAAUGCCUUUAUCACGGCUGCCUUUGCAGGGUUGGCCCAGGCGCUUACCUUCUUGAUCUUUGUCAAGUAUGGAAAAUAUUUCCGCGUCCGCUCGACGAAUCUGUACCUCAAGUUUGCGAAGGAAAUCACGGAUGCUGGAUUGACGCAUUAA
This is a messenger RNA of Exophiala spinifera, 1677 nucleotides long. RefSeq lists its product as uncharacterized. Gene Ontology annotation, molecular function: transmembrane transporter activity. The record is from RefSeq and is a predicted model, not a curated record. Bases 1 to 1677 code for a protein of 558 amino acids. Gene Ontology annotation, biological process: transmembrane transport. NCBI's taxonomy places the organism in Eukaryota, Fungi, Ascomycota, Eurotiomycetes, Chaetothyriales, Herpotrichiellaceae. The transcript is spliced from 4 exons.